Spodoptera exigua (beet armyworm) is the source of this 991-nucleotide messenger RNA. The record is from the annotation of a GenBank genome assembly. NCBI's taxonomy places the organism in Eukaryota, Metazoa, Arthropoda, Insecta, Lepidoptera, Noctuidae.
UCAAAUGUCAAUUGUCAAUGUCAAAAAUUGCUAGCGACGGAUAAAACUAAUUUUAUUUCAGCAAGACGAAUUAGUGAUUUAAUUGCAAAAUAAUUGAUAUGCGCUUUAAAAUGAAAUUUAAUUCAAUAAAACGACUACUACCUUUGUAUUCUAGUUUACUUCUUACUAUAUUUAUAAGUGUUGUAUCACCUGGUGCAAAUGACUUACACUUCCAUGAUGGAGUUUCAACCGCUGACAUUAUUUACGGAGAUGUAUUUUUUGAAAUACUAGAUCCUCCCGAACUUAGGUAUUCCUAUCGAAUUAGACCGGCAAAAGAUUUUGGUACGCCUUUUAAUGAGAGUAUACAAUUUCAUGACGCGAGGUUGGUUCCAACGAAGCCACUGCAUAGUUGUGUCGACCUUACAAACCAAGAUGACAUAGUGGGUCAAAUUGCACUCUCGGAAAGAGGCGGAUGUUCCUUUGUCUUCAAAACAGCAAAAGCUCAGCAGGCUGGAGCUAGAGCCAUAAUUAUAACUGAGUCAGUAGACAAAUGGGAUGAUUCUCUGGACCAUCUAAUAGAGAUGGUAGAUGAUAAAAUGGACCUAGAUGUGAAUAUACCAGCAGCUUAUCUUCUGGGUCGAAGUGGUACAACUAUUCUUCGCACAUUAAGAAAAUUAAAAAAAGAUUAUGCAAUUGUCAAUCUCCCAAUUAAUUUGACCCAUGUGCCAAUUGGUAAGAUGAACCAGCCCCCAUGGAUUUCAUGGGUUUUAUAAAAAUAAAGAUGUAACUUGAUUUGCCGCCAAGGAGAUGUGGUGGUACAUACAAUUUGCUUCGGAUUUACGUAGGUAUUGAAGCAACGUUUUUAUUUAAAAAAAAAUGGUCUAAUGGCCUAUUCAAAUAAGGAUCUCAAUGUAGACUAAAUGUCUUGUUAUAAUACCUUUGACAUUAAUCUUUUACGGCUUUUGUAAUUUAAGUAUUAUGUGAGGUAUUAAAGUUCAAUACUAUGUACGAG